AUGCCGUCACGACGCAUCUUCGAAGAGGCGAAAAAAGCGCUAAGGGCCGCCAAUGCGGGCUCGACGCGCGAGUCUUCGCACCGCGAAGAUAAGUCAGAGCGAGAGAAACGGAGAGAACGUGACAAGAAAGGUGACAAAGGCUCGGCGCCAACGUCGGGACCUCCGGCGGCUCGCUCUGCGAGCGCCGCUGGCAAGAAGAUAGAUUCUGCCUCGCGCGAGCGAGCCGGCGGCGACCGAAUGAAAAAGGUGGCGAAGCUCCCGUGCCUGGCGACCGUCGCCGGAACAGUGUCCGCCACGGACCGGAACCACUUGAAGAGCCUCUCUCGAGUCGUCGGCAAGCGGGGCGAGCCUCUCGUGUGGUUCAAAAAAUCAGGGUCGCCCUGGUGGGCUGCCCUGGUCUGCAACCCCGCCGACCCGUACCUGAAUCCCCCCUUGGAGGCCAAGGCGCGUGCGGUGCGCCCGAAUCGCGUCCUGGUGCUCGCCUUGGGAAUCAACACGUACUACUGGGCGCAGCCGUCGAAUAUUCGCGACUUCCGUCUGGCUUACGACGAAUUCGCCCCGACAGCAAAGAAGCUGAACAAGGCGGCUCGCGUGGCGCUUCAGACAGCGCUGGAGGAAUGCAACUGGCGCGACAACCCGGACUGGACUUCGAUGACCAUUCUGCUGAGUCAGGGCGACCAGCUCUCGGACGACGAAGACUGGCUCACUGACCACGACGAGAGUUCGGAUGGAGAGGCCACGUCUGCAGCUCUGUCGCCCGCGGCGCCGACGCCGCCGCCUCUCGCCUUCACCGGUCCCCAUCCGUUCCCGCCCGCCUCGCGCCGCUCCCGCCCGAAUGGCGACGCGCCCGAGGGCAGCAGGGGCCGGGGCGGCGAGACGCGGAAGCACCGCAGGGACGAUAAGAAGCAGGGCGAGCGUGACGAAAGGCGGGCGGAGAGAGGCGAGACCGCUGCGAAACGUGGCAGAAACAAGUCGCGGAAAAAGGAGCGGAGACGCGGCCGCGAGGCCAGACGCAGCGACAGGAGCUCAAAAUCGGCGAAACCUACCGAAAUAGUGAAGACAGCCCAAGACGCCGCAUCCUCCCACUCGUCUUCACACCGACACCGGAACUCCAGUCGAACAGAAAAGAAGAAUCGCGAGCGAGACGAAAAAGCUAAAACUGAAACUGCCUCGGUUCCCUCGUCCCGGUCGCGUGCCUCUUCGCGCUCUUCGUCACCCCGCUCUCGCUCUUCCGCCUCCUCCUCGGGCUCCUCGGGCUCCUCUCGCGCUUCAGGGGGGCACAGCAAGUCUUCUGGUGGACGCCAGUCUCGGUCGAACAGAGAAGACAGCGAGUCCAACGGGUCGUCUGCGACGCGUGGGAGAUCUCGAACGCACUCGGCGAGCAGAGGAAGCUCAAGCAGCAGUGAAAGCCGGUGCAGCUCGCGCUCUGCUUCGUCCCGGUCUUCAGCCUCAUCGGGCAGCUCGUCACGAUCGCGCUCCCGCAGCUCUCGCUCUGCGUCCUCCUCCUCCGCCUCUCGAUCUAGUUCCUCGUCAGCGCCUCGCCGUUCGCAGGACGGAAAUGCGGAGAAGGACAUCAAGAGGCGGCGGGAAGACAAGAGGAAGGAACGCAGAAAAGUUAAGCAACGAGAGAAGACCAACUCGCGGAAGAGAAAAGAAGUGAACAGGAGGGAGAGGGAAGGCGACAGGAAGAAAGGACAAGAACCCGAGAAAAAGGGGAAAAAAGAGGCUCAGAAAUAUAAGGACGAAGAGAAGAAGGAAUCGCCAGACAGAUCCAGAUCCGCGAGCGCGAACUCAAAAGAUGAGAAGAGCGACAGCAGCGCGUCGCGGUCUUCGUCUCGCUCUCCUCGCUCGUCAUCGUCUUCCGCUGGAACAGGGUUGACGGCGCGGAGCAACGCCUCCCCUCGACGUCGUUCGGCCGCCGCGGAGUCCGCGGUCUGGAAGAAAGCAGAGGAAGAAGUGAUGCAAUGCGGGAGGGAAGGCGCGGAACUGGAGUCCUCGUGCUCGUCGUGUGCAGAGAGAGAGGAGGGCUGUAAACCGGGUGACGAGGCGGAUAAAGAGAAGGCGGCAAAAGUGGCACGCGAAGAGGGAGAGAAGAGCUCGCAGCCCGGGUCGCAGUCGGUAGCCUCUUCUGCGUCGCAGAGGAAAAAGUCGGCGGACGGCGAGGAAGAAAGCGAGAAAGAACCCGAUGCUUCUGCGUCUCGGUCUGUCUCCGCCUCGCGCUCAUGCGAGAAGAACUCCGAGGGAGGAUCUUCGCAGAGCGAGAGUGGCAGCGAGAAGGGUAGCGACAGCGAAGGCGGAGACGGAGAAAAAGAAGGGCGCAAAGCGAGCGACGCGAGCUCCUCGUCGUCCUCACGCGCGUCUUCGCGAGCCUCCUCGUCGUCCUCACGCGCAUCUUCGCGAGCCUCUUCGCCGUCGGCACGCCCGUCUUCAGAUGAAGAAGGCGGCAGCGGAGAGGAAGAGGAUAAAUCCGGAGAGAAGGAUGCGGAGGAGGCGACUUCGGUCCGAGGCUCCUCCGAGGCAUCUAGAAGCCACCGCAGCUCUGUCGCCAGCCAGGCCGUCGGCGAAUCGCCGAGCACGAGCCGCAGCUCCUCUCCAGCGAACAGUGAGCAGGGGGAGGAGAACGAGGAAGCGAUGGAAGAAGAAGCCACGAUGGAUGCCGCCCACGAGGGAGCCCGCGAGACGAGCAGCUCGAUCUCGCGGAGCCGUGGCGGAGACCCACCCGCGUCUGGGAUGGAACAAGCCGCGGACGAGGGCAACCCCGGUGCAGAAGUUGAGGAAGUGCUGGACGAUGACAGUGAGAAGAAAGAUGAUCCAGGCGAGGCAGUGAAGCCGAAAGAGAGCGCUUCCGAGAAGGAAAGCCGCCGACGUGACAGCAGACGCUACAGCAGCAGCAGGAGGAAGAGAGACGGGAGCAGAAAAGAGAAGCAAAGCUCGACGAGCGGAGAUAAAGAAAAGGAGAAAGCGGAUGCCAAGAGCAACUCUUCGUCAAAGAGAGACUGGGAGAAAGAGAGGAAAGAAAAGGAGAGCGAAAGGAAGCGCGACAGGAAGACGUCGCGCCACGAGGGGACGAAGGACGACAAAGAAAAAUCGAGCUCGAAACGGAAGGAGGAGAAGAAUAGAGACGGAAAAUCGGCCGAGGCUGAGAAAGACAAGGAACGAUCGAGAAGAAAAGGCAGAGGAGACCGCAGAAUACAAGAGGAGGCACAGUUUACACGCGGGAAGCGGGAGAGAGACAAGGGCGAAAAAGAACGAAGAAGCAAGAGAACAAAGGGAGACCAGAAAGACUCCAACACAGCGAGACAACGCGAGAAGAGGAAAGAAGAGGAUAGCAAACACGAGAGAAGAAGAAAGCUGCGGAGAAAGUCGCCUUCCAGACGCAGCCGAUCGCCUUCUGUAAAAUCGGUUCAUAGCAGCUGUCCGUCGAGACAGGGCGCCAGCCGCUCUGCGUCUGGCUCGGCGGGUCGUCGCGCGGAGCCGAGCGGAUUUCGGCAGAUUCGCUCGCGUCGGCCUUCCGGACGUCGGCUGCCGUCGUCGUCCUCGCUGUCGCGCUCACCGCGGUCCGUCUCGCCGGUGCGCGCGCGGCGGUGGGUUUCCUCGUCGCGGUCGCUGUCACGGCCGCCCGCCUCGGUCCCUUGGUGGGAGGCGAUGGCAAUGAAGCGGACUGAAGCGCGCGGCGCGAGUGCGGCUCGCCCCUGGUGGGAGUCGAUGACGGAGGAGGAGCGAGCGCGGAAGGAGGAGAGAGACCGGGAGCGCCACGAAAUGAACCGUUGCGCGCCGUGCAUCUUUUUCUUCUCGCGGGCUGGCUGUCGCUAUUCAGGCACCUGCAACUUCUGCCACGACGAGGCUCACCGCCCCGAGAUGGAGGCGUCGCGCGGCUUCGCCACGCAUCGGCGGAGCUUCUUCCCGCCGCCGUGGCGCAGCGGGGGCGGGCGCGGGCGCGGCCGCUACUACAGCCGCUCCCCUCGAGGCCGCCGGAGCUCCAGAGGGCGCAGCUUCCGCCGCCCGAGUCGCAGCGGGGGCUCCUCGUCCUCCUCGAGCUGGGGUCACUACUCGUCCCGCUCCCAGUCGUUCUCCUCGCUCGGCUCCGCCUCGCGGUCGCGGAGUCCGUGGAGCUUCCGCUCGCCGUCCAAGCGGCACCGCAGCUGGACGCGCUCGGUCUCCUUCUAG
Molecule: messenger RNA, 4167 nt
Organism: Besnoitia besnoiti
Lineage: Eukaryota; Apicomplexa; Conoidasida; Eucoccidiorida; Sarcocystidae
Exons: 5
Coding region: 1-4167 (1388 amino acids)
Molecular function (GO): metal ion binding
Source: RefSeq, a predicted model, not a curated record